AUGGAAGUUUAUAUAGAUGACAUAGUCGUUAAGUCUCUGCGAGCAGAUGACCAUUUGAAAUUUUUGCAGGAAACUUUCAACAUAUUAAGAAAGUACAACGUGAAGCUGAACCUGGAAAAAUAUGCCUUCGGAAUCGGAUCGGGCAAGUUUCUCGAAUUCAUGGUAUCAAAUCGGGAAAUCGAAAUCAACCCGGAUAAGAUAAAGGAAAUCGAAGAUAUCACCGUGAUAAACGACAUCAAAGGGGUACAAAGAUUAACGGGACGGAUAGCUGCCGUAAGCCGAUUCAUCUCCAGAUCCUCGGACAGGAGUCGCCGUUUCUUCUCAUUGCUCAAGAAAACGACUGACUUUGCAUGGACCCCCGAAUGUCAGAUGGCCUUGGGAGAACUCAAAAGAUCAGCUGAUUUAACUAACAACGAAGCCGAGUAUGAGGCUAUGAUUGCAGGUUUAGAACUAGUUAAAAGCUUGGGAGCCGAGAUCGUAGAGGCCAAAUGCGAUUCUCUCCUGGUGGUCAACCUAACAAACGGAACCUUCGAAAUCAAAGAUCAUAGAAUGCAGAGAUAUCAGGAAAAAUUGCAGGUUGUCCUUCGUCGGUUCAAGGAGUGGACGUUGGAACACUUGACAAAAUCAGUCAUAGAGACCGGCCGCGCCGAGAUAAACUCGACCAGCCUCACUUGGGAUUGGAGAAACAAAUACAUAGACUAUCUCCAAACAGGAAAGCUACCAUCCGAUGCCAAGGAAUCAAGGGCCCUCCGAACCAAAGCAGCUAGAUUUUGUUUGGUCAAUAGCCAGUUGUACCGAAGGUCAUUCCACGGCCUCUUGGCGAGAUGCCUAGGACCAGGGGAAACCGACUAUGUUCUGAGGGAAGUUCACGAGUGGACUUGUGGAAACCAUUCGGGAGCCGAUUCAUUGGUCCGCAAACUGAUCAGAGCAAGAUACUACUGGAACGGGAUGAAGGAAGAUGCCAAAACCUUCGUUCGAAAAUGUAACGAAUGCCAAAGGCACGCCCCAUCAAUAUCAAUCCGGGGAAGAGCUCCAUCUGGUCCUCUCACCAUGGCCAUUCAUGAAAUAGGGCAUGGAUAUAGUGGGACCUUUGCCAUGGGCCCCAGGGUACCAGCGAAAAUCGCGUAUGAUAACGGGAAACAGUUCAUAGGUAGCAAGGUCAGCAAGUUUUUCGAAGAAUACAAAAUCAAGAAAAUCUUAUCAACCCCGUAUCAUCUGAGCGCGAAUGGCCAGGCCGAGUCUACCAAUAAAACCAUACUGCAGAAUUUAAAGAAAAGACUGGCCGGCUCUAAGCAUCGAUGGAAGGAGGUUCUGCCUGAGGUUUUAUGGGCUUACCGCAUAACGGUAAGAUCAAGCACCGGGGAGACUCCAUUUUCCCUUGCAUAUGGAGCCGAGGCCCUGAUACCCGUCGGGGUUGGUGAGCCAAGCUUAAGAUUCCGUUACGCCACUGAAGACUCGAACCAUGAAGCAAUGUCUAUCAAUCUGAAUCUCGUGGACGAAAGGAGAGAAGCUGCUUAUAUCCGGAUAGCCGCACAAAAGCAGAUGAUGCAAAGGUAUUAUAACUGGAGGACCAACCUCAAGCAUUUUCAAAUUGGGGACUUAGUACUGAGGAAGGUCAUAUUUCAUACGAAGAACCCUUACGAAGGGAAAUUAGCCCCGAAUUGGGAGGGACCGUACAGAGUCACUGGAAUAAUCAGGAAAGGUUCUUGUCAGCUGGAGAACGAAGACGGACAACAGCUGAAAAACAACUGGAAUGUAGCACACCUAAAACGAUAUUACUGUUAA
This is a messenger RNA of Lycium barbarum (goji berry), 1785 nucleotides long. RefSeq lists its product as uncharacterized. Bases 1 to 1785 code for a protein of 594 amino acids. Lineage: Eukaryota; Viridiplantae; Streptophyta; Magnoliopsida; Solanales; Solanaceae. Gene Ontology annotation, molecular function: RNA-DNA hybrid ribonuclease activity; nucleic acid binding. Gene Ontology annotation, biological process: DNA integration. The record is from RefSeq and is a predicted model, not a curated record. The transcript has 4 exons.